AAUACUCCGUAUUAAAUCAAAAAGAAAGACAUUUUAAAUUUAACAACCCAGUUGAAAUAAUAUAUACAGAUUUAUAUACCAUUAUACUACUUCUCAAUUGUGUCCGUACGAACCAUUUACCAGUUCAUCGGCGUUCCAGACACCAAUUUCCGGCGAUAGCAAUGAGUAGCAGCGUUAAAAAAUCGUCUGUGCAAAAACCUAAACCUAAUAAAAAAAAUAAUUCCGAUAAAAAUAGUAAAUUAGGGUUUAAUAAUGAACAUAAAUCAAACACUUAUUGUGGUGAUGAUGACUGCCUUUAUUGUAGGGAAAAACAUUUAGAAAAAAUGUUAUUAAUAAAAUUAGAUAUAGUAUAUAAUUUAGCAUUCGAUAAGCUUAUCGGUUUAGGUUACGAUAAAGAUGCUGUUAUGAAAGGUAUAUUAAGGUGUGGAUUUUGUAAUGGUAAAAUGGAUGCUGUAAGUAAUAUAGUUAGUAAUGUUGUCGGUUAUUUUGAUAAGUCGGUGAAAGGCGGGAAGGAUACGAAGCAAGUUUUUGAUAAUUUGUCGAUGUUGUUGAGUUUUUCGGUUGCGUUUUUAGUGUGUAUGGUUAGACGAGAGAAAGAGGAGAUGAGUAAAGAGGAGGCUAUGUGGCGUUUGGUUAUGUGUGAUCUUCAUGUUGAUAGUGCUAGGGAUAUGAAUGUCGGUGAUGAGGUUAGGGUUACGGAUGCGGAGGUUAGUGAGGAUGGUAUGAGUGGGGUGAGUCCUGAUUCGUGUAGGUUUAGUAGUGGUUGGGGGUUUGGGAAAAUUAUGGUGGAUGAGUUUCAUGUAAAGCGUCCUGUAUCGCGUGCUGAGUUUGAAAAGAUUUUGGGAGUAGAUCGUAAGGGUUCAAAUGAUUUGGUGAUUUAUUCCAAUGAGAAGUUGAUAAGUAGAAUUAAUGGAACGUUUGCUGAAGAGGAUAGAGCGAAAAUAAAAAAGAGGCAGGCCGAUUCGGAUGGUGGUUCGGGAGCUGUGUGUAAUGGAGGUCAGUUGAGUGUAGUUGAAACAGAGGGUGUGGAUUCUUGUGCUUCUGAUUUAUUCAAUGAAAUUAUGGAAAAAAUGAGUGUGAAAAAUAACGAAGGAAUUGACACGAUUUUGAAGCAGUUUUAUGAUCUGACGAUUGAAGGAGAUAAAGAAUCUGCUGAUAUGGACCAAAAAGAUGAGAUGCUUUUAAGUUUAGUUAAUGAAAUUGUGGCUCUUGAGGGUCAAGUAAAGGAAAGGAGGGAGUGGGCCCAUCAGAAGGCUAUGCAAGCAGCUAGAAAGCUAGCUCAUGAUCUCGCCGAGUUAAAGAUGUUAAGGAUGGAAAGGGAGGAAAAUCAGAAAGUUAAUCAGGAGAAGCCAACUGUCGAUGAUUCCACUAUGAAGAGGCUUUCAGAGAUGGAGAACUCGUUGAGGAAAGUGAGUGGUCAAAUGGGGCGUGGAAAUUUAAUAGUUAGACGUCUUGAAGUAGAGAACGCGGAGAUCAGAGCAGAAACGGAGGCUUCAAAGUUAAGUGCCUCCGAGUCCAUGACUUUGUGCUUGUCUGUUGCUAAGAGAGAGAAGAAGUAUCUCAAAAAGGUUUUGGCUUGGGAGAAACAGAGGGCCAAGCUGCAGGAGGAUAUUACAGCUGAGAAACAGAAACUCAUAGAGUUGCAGGAAGAAAGGAUCCAAGUUGAAGCUGCUACCAAGACCGCCGAGGCCCAAUGGAGGGAAGAACGGAGAGCUAAAGAGAGUGCUUUAGCACAAGUAGAAGUAGAAAGACGCCGGAAAGAAGAAACUGAUGCAACUAAUAAAAGAAAGAAUGAGAGUUUAUGCUCAAAAAUCAAAUUAGACUUCCAACGUUACAAAGACGACCUCCAACGACUCGAACAAGAACUGUCAUGCAUCAGGACAUCUACCAACCCGGAUCAGCAGUUAACCAAUUCAUAUGGGUUCCACCUUCAAGACGGAACUAUAGCUAACAUGCUUUCUGAAUUGGAUGAUGUUGAUGAAACAGAAGCUAUUGAUCGUGCAUGCAUAAUUUGUCAAAGACAUGAAGUUUCUGUAGUUCUCUUACCAUGUGCACAUCAAGUUCUUUGCAUUAGCUGCAAUGUUGAGUAUAGAAGGGCAAUCUGUCCAAUUUGCAGCACCUCAAUAGAACAGAGGAUUCGUGUUUUUGGGGCGAGCUCCUAGUCUUGGGUUGUAGUUUACAGGUAUCUGCUAAAGUUGUUUUCUAAAAUAGAUGUUUCUUUAUGAUGUUAUGAACCACAGUAGGUACUUUGUUGUAGUGUUGUGAACUAAAGUAGGUAUCCUUUUGUGUUGCAAUGAACCAUUUUGAUCGA
This is a messenger RNA of Erigeron canadensis, 2311 nucleotides long. Its product is annotated as MND1-interacting protein 1-like. The transcript is spliced from 3 exons. The record is from RefSeq and is a predicted model, not a curated record. Bases 162 to 2162 code for a protein of 666 amino acids. NCBI's taxonomy places the organism in Eukaryota, Viridiplantae, Streptophyta, Magnoliopsida, Asterales, Asteraceae.